This is a messenger RNA of Musca domestica (house fly), 822 nucleotides long. RefSeq lists its product as uncharacterized. The transcript has a single exon. The record is from RefSeq and is a predicted model, not a curated record. Bases 1 to 822 code for a protein of 273 amino acids. Lineage: Eukaryota; Metazoa; Arthropoda; Insecta; Diptera; Muscidae.
AUGCUGGCCAGCGGGGCCGCAGCGUCAAGGGUUAGAGAGCACAAGGAAACUACAAAUAGUACUAGUAAUAUCGAUCGCCAAUAUCAGCAAAACCAACUACAACAACAACAACAACAUCCGCAGCAUCACGAACACCAUCACAUGACACAGAAACAAUCACAACAAUCCUCGAAAUCACGAUUAUUGUCCUCCUCAAUAAUAACUACCUCCUCCACAACCUGCGACCAGGGCAGUACCAGUAGUAGUAGUGGUAAAAUGAGUAGUGGUAGACGUAUUAAAUUAAGUCAUGCACGUUUCUCUCAUAUCGAUCCCAUUCUAUCACCGACCUCACCACAAUCACCCCUGCCAUCACAGAGAUCAUCAUCUCAGCAACAACAACAACAACAACUGCCACCCGCCACACUGUCAUCAUUGUCCCCGACACAAUCACACCUGCCACCCAGUGCAUCCUCAGAUGUGGUAACGCUAUUGCCUAUGCAAGACAAAACGGAUAUAUUCCAUUUGCAUCAUUCAUCAUCCAACAAUGAUCAAGUACAUUCCUCCUCCAACUCCAACUCCUCCUCCGCCCCACACAAUUCCAAUAUGUCGUCGUCCGCACAUCAUAUGAAAUCACAGCAACAACAACAACAACAGCCAUCACAACAACAUUAUCAAAUGCUCAGAGGUCGCCAUAAAGACUCAGAUACUCAGAAUACAAAGACCGAUUAUGCCACAUCUUCCUUCACCAACAUGGAUGAUCUGACGAAUGCCAUACGCAACAAGGUUAUUGUCGAAGAAGACGAAGAGGACAUAUUGAGCAGUGAUAACACCUAUUUAUAUUAA